Trichobilharzia szidati is the source of this 915-nucleotide messenger RNA. NCBI's taxonomy places the organism in Eukaryota, Metazoa, Platyhelminthes, Trematoda, Strigeidida, Schistosomatidae. The record is from the annotation of a GenBank genome assembly.
AUGGCUUCCAAUUGUAGUUCUGCCGGGGAAGUUCACCCCAAUAAAUUGGUUGUUAAAGUAUGGGAAACUUUCGCAAACGCUGCAUCUAGUCUUUGCCAGUUAUACAAGGGAAAAAUAGAUCGUUGUACUGAUCUUCAGAGCUUAUUGGAAACACUAUCGUCAAUAGAAAGGUUUUACCAAGCUUCUCAAAAGUCUUUAGAAGCCUCACUAAGCCAUGGAAAAAGUGUCGGAUCAAAAUAUCUACGCCUUCAUUUGCGAGAUUUGGCCUACCGAAAUGUCCAAACUGCUGUAGCGCACAAUGGAUUGGAGGUUUAUGUGCCUCUAGAGUCACUUUUAAUUAGAAACCAAGAAAGAUACCAUGGUACAAGCAAUCUACCGAGAAAGCGUCCGAAUCACUGUGCUUAUUGUCCGCGUAGAUCGAAGCGCAUCGCCCUACAUCAUUGUGACCAUCGGCGUUCCCAGUGCAGACGCUCCAAGAAAAAAGCAUCACUAUUUCCAGUUAGCAGUACAAUCUCAACGGAUAAAUGCUUGUAUAAUGUGGUUGAAGAUCUGAGUGGCGACGAUACAGUGGGACACGAAGGUGAUAUAAUAGGUUCUAUCAAUUGUAAUUCAGAAGCCUUCACUCCUACUAUGGGUUCGCUUCCCAAUCAUCCUGCUGUUUCAAAAUUAGUUCUCGAUGGGUUGAGUCAAGGGAGAAAACGUCGUCAUUUAUUUCCACCUAGUUAUCAAACAGGCAGUUGUAACCACAAUGGAAACAAUUACAACGAAUCGAUUGAUCAUGAUCCCUUCGAUGACUUCCAAGAUGCUGUGCAAGUUAUAAAUCUUCUUGAUCCGCUAUCCAGAUUUUCAGUAACUAGUAAACGUCAAAGAAUUGGAACUCCCACCUCCCCCAGAAGUGACUCGAACAUUAUCUAG